AUGACCACAGUCGCCUCUGAAUCCCGACCUCGUCCAUCCAUAGAACCUAUCCGAACUUCAGGUCCUGGUCUCAAUGUCCGAUCUUUGCGAUCCCGUGUCAUCCAAAAGAGCCCGUUAUGGACCCCUUCACCCCUAUCACCCCACAGUCGACUUCUUCCACAACUUCGAGAGCCCGAAGAUGAUGAUAUGGAGCAAGAUGAUGAUACCGGAGUUGAUCAGCUGGAACCCCGAAAGCGUGAUCUGCCCAAGCUUGAGUCCAGUCUAUGCAAUGUUUCUUUGAGACCGAUUGCACAACCUUCUCUCUUAAGCUCUAGCCCCAGCACUUUCCCAUCUCGGCGCUCUCCCCUUUCUGCGCCACUCUUAGCUCCUCCAGUUUUCCAAAGACCUACUCUAGCAGAUGAGACAAGAAGCAUGUUGCUUCAGGAGUCAGACGCUGAGCGAGGUGGUGACUCUCCUCAUGUCGACUAUGAGCGCCGACAGUCUGCCCCUGGUGGCCCUCUUCACGCCAGAGCCAUGCACCUUGCUCGACAAAGAGAGCAUCAUCGUCGGCGAUGGAUCGCAGCAUCAUAUAGACCUCGUGAGCCUGAGAUAUUUGUGUUACCUGUCGAGCUUCGUCGCUUGUCUCAGUUGUCUCCGAGUGACGCGGAAGCGUCUUCAUCCUAUCCUCCAGAGAGACGUUUGACUACCCGUGUGGCUGUUCAUUCCCCUGGCCGGAAGUCAAUUAUACUCACAAGAACUUUCGACUUGGACGAGUUGAGAGCUACACUUCCAGUUAUGAGCCCUCUUGAACGACACAAAGAGGAUAGGCGUGCAUCAGUUGUAACCCUUCAACCUCAUUCUAUCAGUUCUCGAGCAUCCUCCCCCGGAAUCCCUCGUGAAAGACGCCAUUCCCAUGGUGCUCUCCCUGGAUUAGAUCCGACGCACUCGCCAGCUUUUGAACGAAGAGGCUCACGCCAGGGUUUCGGUCCUGUCGCUAUACGCCUAAGUUAUGCUCGAACAUACCUUCCCGUCCUGGCAGCUGUCAUUCUCUCAGAACACGUCCGUCCUGGUGCCACGGUUGAGAUCCCCCUCCCACAUCCUCACGCUUGGGAGGGCACUGUCGCACAUGUUUACACCGGACGAGUCGCACUUACUGAGCCCAUCAAGCAGAACAUCCUGUAUCUUGGAGGCUCAGUAUAA
Molecule: messenger RNA, 1179 nt
Organism: Fusarium redolens
Lineage: Eukaryota; Fungi; Ascomycota; Sordariomycetes; Hypocreales; Nectriaceae
Exons: 2
Coding region: 1-1179 (392 amino acids)
Source: RefSeq, a predicted model, not a curated record